AUGUCAUCACAAUCGACAUCGACAGCUUCAAAUACCGCCACUGUCAUAACCAUGCCGACAACUGUUGCAGAAACUUCGUGGAAUAAUCUACAAAAUACAAUUAACAAAGAAUCGGAUGACGAAGAUCCGAUUAUCACAAUCGACAGUGAGAUUGCGGAAAUAGAAGAUAAUUUUGGCGAUGAGUCAAAGAGAUCAUUGAUUAAUGAUGAAAAAUAUGAAAUUGCUGACGGGGAAAAAAGAGAAUUGACUUCAAUUGAGAACGACAUAAGUACAAACGUAGAAAAUGAUAAAAGCAACAACACAGCAGAUCCAACAUCAACAAAUCCUUCGCAACUUUCAACAACAUUUCGUGAAAAUUCUCAAGCAUCAACACCUAUUGAAUUUCCUCAAACACCUGCAUCUCCUUUUACAUCAACAUCCUCAUUCUCGGAUCAGGGACUAAUUGAAGAAAGCUACCUUAAAAAGCGUCUCCAAAUAAUUGCAUGGGUUCGAUUACUUUGGCCAAUUCCUUAUUUUCCGUCAAAUUCUGAGAUUGCUGCAAAACUUACUCUCGAGUCAUUUACAAAGAAACCUGACACUAAACCAUUCAUGGUUGCAGUGCUAGAGCAGACUUAUCCACCGUUAAUUCAAACAAUAACAACAACAGAUAUCUCACAAGACCCGGUAACAAAUCAUUUAAUCCCGGAAUUUUCUUCAUUUUCCUAUGAGCCCAGGGAAUUUCUUCUUUCGCAAUGUCCUUCUUUUCGAAAUCUGCCUAAGAUAAACGAUAAUCCUUUAGCAGAAUAUGAUGAAAAAUUCAUCUUCAACAGGUUAUUACCUCGAUUGAAACGUGAAGCGGUUAUAAUUCAAGAAGAACCUGCGUUAUUUCUGACUGUUAAAGAGGUUGUGCUACUCUUGAUGACAGAUCUCGAGAUAUUCCAGUGUCGUAUUUGUUAUGAAAAUAAAAAAAGUUUGGACUUGAAAGAAAAAGAGAACCAAAAAACGUUGGAAGAAGGGAAAGAAGCAAAAUUGAACGAGAAGGAAAAAAUUGUCGGAAAAGCGAAGGAAAAUGAAACAAAAUUAUGGAAUUAUGAUGAAGUGAAGAGUCAUUUGAUGGGCGAAAUGCAUAAAUUAGAGGUUUUCGAAGAUGAGGAAACAGUUAUUAGAGUUGAUCCUGAAGCUUAUGCCAGAGGUUUCUUCACGAAAAUUAAUGAAAGGAUUGACUUGGAAACAGCAAAUGUCAGCGAAGAUGAAGAAUCAGAUCCCGAACAUUUUGCAUGA
Messenger RNA from Ambispora leptoticha, 1260 nucleotides. The record is from the annotation of a GenBank genome assembly. Lineage: Eukaryota; Fungi; Glomeromycota; Glomeromycetes; Archaeosporales; Ambisporaceae.